Molecule: messenger RNA, 363 nt
Organism: Racocetra fulgida
Lineage: Eukaryota; Fungi; Glomeromycota; Glomeromycetes; Diversisporales; Gigasporaceae
Source: the annotation of a GenBank genome assembly
AUGCCCAAGAAAACCACUCUCACAGAUAUACAAAAACGUGAACUCUGUGAAUAUGCUCGUGAUAAUAAAAUGAAAAGAUCACAAUAUGUUGAUUGGAUUGAGAAAAAAUGGGGCAUUAGAGUCGAUGAAAGUACUAUUUCACGUAUUUUGAAAACAGGAGAAGAACGUCUUAAUUCUGAAUUACUUGCUGAAGGUCUGGAAAUUCCUCAAGGGGCAUUGCAGUUUUUCAAUAGUUGGCUCGAGAAAUUUAAAGAUCGAAAUGGAAUUCGUCAACAUCAUUUGGAAGGAGAAGCUGAAUCUGCCGAUGAAAUAGCUAUUAGCAAUACUUUACCAAUGCUCAAAGACAAAUGCUCAAACUAUCCU